This is a messenger RNA of Trichechus manatus latirostris (Florida manatee), 10875 nucleotides long. It is a transcript of the gene NSD3, whose product is annotated as nuclear receptor binding SET domain protein 3. Gene Ontology annotation, cellular component: nucleus. The record is from RefSeq and is a predicted model, not a curated record. The coding region runs from base 3338 to 7654 and encodes 1438 amino acids. The transcript is spliced from 26 exons. Lineage: Eukaryota; Metazoa; Chordata; Mammalia; Sirenia; Trichechidae. Gene Ontology annotation, molecular function: histone methyltransferase activity; protein binding.
CAGCUGAGUGCUUAACCACUGUGCCACCAGGUCUCCUUUUUGGUAUAUAAAAUAACAUUCACAGGUUCUGGGUAUUAGGGUGGACACAUCUUUGGGGGGCCAUUAUUCUGUCUACUACAGCCUCUAUACAAAUUGAAGAUGCUGGCUUAUUUUUAGUAAUAGGGAUGUUUUCUGAAGCAGUAAGAAUUGCUCUUUCUGAAUUAAUAGAAAUGAUAUAAAAGUGGUUCAGUGGUCAGUGACUGUAUAGCAUGUGGUAAAGGUCAUAAAGCAGGACUGCCUGAGUUUGAAUCUUGGCUCUGACACCUAUUAUAUGUGUGACAAGUCAUCUGUUUUUCCUGAUCUAUAAAAUAGAGAUACUAGUAACCCACCUCUUAGGGUUUAUCUGAGGAUUGAAUGAGGUAAUACUUGUGAAGCACUUGGAACACCACAUCGAAAGUGCUUAAGAAAUGAGACCACUUUACUUGAAACAUUUUUAAAGUGUUUUUCAUUUGAAAUUUCAGAGACAUAUGCAGAUUAAAUCUAUACAUACAGACUAAAAUCUGCAUCUAUUCUGAGUUGUUACAGUUUUUUUGUUGUUUAACAUUUUGAAUACUCGGGAAAACGUGCGCAUUAGUCAAUAAAAACAAGGUACAAGCUGAAUGAGUAUUUCCUUAGUUUAUAAUUAAUGAAUUGCUUGUAUUCUUUUAGAGAAAAAUUUUUUUAAAAAAUUACAAGUGCAUUAUAGAAUCUACAGAGAAGCAAAAUGCAAAGCAAAAAUGAGACAACAGAAAUUACCCGUAAUUCCGUUGAAGAUAGUAAUCAUUUACAUUUUUAAUGAACAUCGUUCUAGGGCAGCCCUUCUCAACCUGGAGCAGUUUUGCCUUCCAGGGGACAUUUGGCAGUAUCUAAAGACUGUCACAACGGACGAGUGGUGUUACUGGCAUCUAAUGGGUAGAGGCCAGGGAUGCUGCUAAACAUCCUACAGUGCAUAGGACAGCCCUCCCACAACAAAGAAUUAUCUGACCCAAAACCUUAGUGGUGCUGAGGUUGAGAAAUGUAUUCUAGGGAAUGAACUCAUUGACAAAUGUAUUACGUGCUUAGUCCAAUUCUCAGUCUUCUAUUUGAAUUAUGGAUCACUUACCUCUUGAUAAGUGGGUUACAUAAAGUCCGGAUACAAAAGACCAAGUUUGAUUUUGGUAACUCAUUUUGGCUUUUGAGAAAUGUUAGUUAUUUUAGAGAUUGGUAUGACAGAACAGUUUGAUGGGAUUUCCAAAACAGGUUUCACAUUGAAAUAUCUGCAUGAUUUUAGAUGAUGAAGUUGAGGUCCUGUAAAAGAUAGUACCAUGAGGUGGCUUUUGACAGACACAACACAUUUUCUUAUGCCUUCAUUAUUUGGUUGGAAAUGAAAAAUGAGUAAAAAAAACAACUGAUUUCCUUUUGUUUUUUUCUUAAAGUUACUUAGUGAUGCCACAGAUACAGAAUAACAUUCUAAUGUAAAUUGGUUUUGUGUUUAGCAUGGGUUUUUUAUUAGUCUAUGAAUGAUACAAAAAAGGAAGUCAUUUUAUUAGAGUUCCAGAUUCUUCUUAUCUUGUGUUAUGUUCGACAGUGAGAUUGUUGUGACAGUUUCUCUUUAACCCCAUUAGUAGUGACUGUAGGUUUUAUACACCGAAACAAAAGACAGAGCUUCAUUUCAUAAUAUCCCCACUGUUUUGGAAAAUAUGAAUCAUGAUAUGUUGUCAAUAGUUUAUGUAUGCGUGUAGAAUUAUUAUUAAAUUCAUGGUAAUAAGCUUCAUAUUAAACAUGGUUAUGUAAAUGUUUAAAGUUUCCUGGAAAAAAUUUCUUGUAGUCAGCCUGUGACUCUUUUGGGUGAUGUGUUUAUACUCUGUAUUUCCAGCCCUGGAUAAAAUGUCUUCUAUUCUUCUAAUUUUUUUUUUCUCUGAUGAAAAGAGUACUUGCUAAAGUAAUAAUAAAAAAAAAAAAUCACUUGCUGAACUUUUGAAAAAGUUGGGGCAAAUGUCAUUUUGUUUUGUUUUCCUGCUAGUGACCUGACUGCGUGCUGCUGGUUUGGUUUUGUGUUGGAUGUGUAAAUAAUCACACUGCAGAUAUUUUCUAAUCCUUGUCCGUGAGCUCUUUGUUAGGAAGGAAAAGGCAAAUCUGUAGUCAGUUCUAAAUGCCAUUGCUAACAAACAGCAUGUGACUUUUCAAUAUUAGUUAUUUGAUUAUAUUAACAUAUAUUUAAAUUGUUAAUCUAAUCGUGUGGUGCCUUACUGUAAUGUUCCUUUCUGUUUAAGAUUGAUUUGCUUAUUGAUGAUAUACCAGGCACUGUGGAUACAGAGAUGAACUCAUCCCAUUUCUCAACAUAAACUUCCGGUCUUUCCAUUCUCCGGCAGCUAAGCUGUUUUUAUUUCCCCGAAUUAGUGAAUGUAGUGUGCUUUCAUUAAAUGCUUAUAAUUGGUUUCGCAAUAUAUCAAGAAGUGCCCUUCCAAUAAUCUAGAUCGUAUGAAAGUUGUGAUAUUAAGAAGCUAAAAAUGUUCUUAACUGAAGUUCCUUUGGGUACUGGUUUACUCUAGGUCUUUGGGAAGGAGCUUCUUUUGCUUCCACUGUAGGUGGCCACUGUGAGUCGGAAUUGACUCGGUACACCGCAGUAACAACAUAGGUUAGGACUUGUUUUCUAAGCUUGGAAAUAGCUGAGAUGUUGCUGUAUCCUCUUCCUGUUCCUGCAUCCCCUAGCUCUCAACCCUGUAUGUUUUCCUUUGUCAUCCAGGGUACUUGUCCCUUUCUGUCAGCAGGGACUCUGUCUUGAUCACCUUUUUUAUCUCUAAUACCUAGGAGUUGAGAUAACCAUAGCACUCAGAAUGAGAUGAAUAAAUGAAUCUUAUCAAGCACAUUUCUGAACCUCAUCUCCAGCACUUUCCAUUUAUUGACUUUCUCUCCAGUAAUAAUGUAUGCUCACAUUGCAGGGAUCUGGUCUGAGUUUUCAUCCUGUAACUUCAGCCCCCAAGCCCAAGCCCGUUGUCAAGUGGAUUCCGACUCAUAACGACCCUAUAGGACACGGUAGAACUGCCCCGUAGGGUUUCCAAGGAGCAGCUGGUAGAUUAGCAGCAGCAGAAUGGGAAGGAAGGAAGAGUUGGCGUGAACCUCGGCCCAACCUUGUCUCAGCCUACAGAGGGCAAUUAACAGACAGCAGCUGGUAUCCAGAGUCGAUAUUUGGAAAAAAAGAAGUAAAAUGAAAAUCUCCCUUGAUCCUGUCACCCAGAGAUCGUUACAUUUGAUCAUUAAGUAUGAGUCAUAUUCUGAAGAGGUUUUUGAGGGAGGCCCGAUGAGAGAAAGGGAAAAUUAAGGAUGCUGGAGCAGAACAAUGGAUUUCUCUUUCUCUUUCAUGCAAGGGAUCAUGGGAAACACAAUUCAGCAACCACCUCAACUCAUUGACUCCGCUAACAUCCGUCAGGAGGAUGCCUUUGAUAACAACAGUGACAUUGUUGAAGAUGGUGGCCAGACACAGUAUGAAGCUACCUUGCAGCAAGGCUUUCAGUACCAACCUACAACAGAAGAUCUUCCUCCACUCACAAAUGGCUAUCCAUCAUCAAUCAGCAUGUAUGAAACUCAAACCAAAUACCAGCCGUAUAAUCAGUACCCCAAUGGGUCAGCUAAUGGCUUUGGUGCAGUUAGAAACUUUAGCCCCACUGACUAUUACCACACAGAAGUUCCGAACACAAGACCACAUGAAAUUCUGGAAAAACCUUCCCCUCCACAGCCACCACCUCCUCCUUCGGUACCACAAACUGUGAUUCCAAAGAAGACUGGCUCACCUGAGAUUAAACUAAAAAUAACCAAAACUAUCCAGAAUGGCAGGGAAUUGUUUGAGUCUUCUCUUUGUGGAGACCUCUUAAAUGAAGUACAGGCAAGUGAGCACACAAAGUCAAAGCAUGAAAGCAGGAAAGAAAAGAGGAAAAAAAGUAACAAGCAUGACUCAUCUAGAUCUGAAGAGCGCAAGUCACACAAAAUCCCCAAAUUAGAACCAGAGGAACAAAAUAGACCAAAUGAGAGAGUUGACAUUGUAUCAGAAAAACCAAGAGAAGAUCCAGUACCAAAAGAGGAAACCCUGGUUCAGCCAAUGUUAUCUCCCGUUCCAACAACAGAAGUAUCCACUGGUGUUAAAUUCCAGGUUGGCGAUCUUGUUUGGUCUAAGGUGGGAACCUAUCCUUGGUGGCCUUGUAUGGUUUCAAGUGAUCCCCAGCUUGAGGUUCAUACCAAAAUUAACACAAGAGGUGCCCGAGAAUACCACGUACAGUUUUUUAGCAACCAGCCGGAGAGGGCAUGGGUUCAUGAAAAGCGGGUACGGGAGUAUAAGGGUCAUAAGCAGUACGAAGAAUUACUGGCCGAGGCAACCAAACAAGCCAGCAAUCACUCAGAGAAACAAAAGAUUCGGAAACCCCGACCUCAGAGGGAACGUGCUCAAUGGGAUAUUGGCAUUGCCCACGCAGAGAAAGCAUUGAAAAUGACUCGAGAAGAAAGAAUAGAACAGUAUACGUUUAUCUAUAUUGAUAAACAGCCUGAGGAGGCUUUAUCUCAAGCUAAAAAGAAUGUUGCCUCCAAAGCCGAAGUUAAAAAAACCCGGAGACCAAGAUCCGUGCCGAACACUCAGCCAGAACAGACCAAUACAGGGGAGGCAGUUUCCUCCCCAUCAAGUACUGAAAUGCGGAGACACAGCCAGAGGCGGCACACAAGUGUGGAAGAGGAAGAACCACCUCCUGUUAAAAUAGCGUGGAAAACAGCAGCAGCAAGGAAAUCCUUACCAGCUUCCAUUACAAUGCACAAAGGGAGCUUGGAUCUGCAGAAGUGUAACAUGUCUCCUGUUGUGAAAAUUGAACAAGUGUUUGCUCUUCAGAAUGCCACAGGAGAUGGGAAAUUUAUCGAUCAGUUUGUUUAUUCAACAAAGGGAAUUGGUAACAAAACGGAAAUAAGUGUCAGGGGACAAGACAGGCUUAUAAUUUCUACACCAUACCAGAGGAAUGAAAAGGCAACUCAGAGUAUGUCAUCUCCUGAAGCAGCGUCUGGUCCUACAGGCUCAGUAGAAAAGAAGCAACAGAGAAGAUCAAUUAGAACUCGUUCGGAAUCAGAGAAAUCCACUGAGGUUGUGCCAAAGAAGAAGAUCAAAAAGGAGCAGGUUGAAAGCGUUCCUCAGGCUACAGUGAAGACUGGAUUACAGAAAGGUGCCAGCGAGAUUUCAGAUUCCUGUAAACCUCUAAAGAAAAGGAGUCGCGCCUCAACUGAUGUAGAAAUGACUAGUUCAGCAUACAGAGACACAUCUGACUCCGAUUCUAGAGGACUGAGUGAUCUGCAGGUAAGCUUUGGAAAGCAAGUAGAUAGCCCUUCAGCUACCGCAGAUGCAGAUAUUUCUGACGUGCAGUCCGUGGAUUCAAGUUUGUCAAGAAGAAGCUUUGGAAUGAAUAAGAAGGACACUGUGUGUCAGAUCUGUGAAAGCUCUGGUGAUUCUCUGAUUCCUUGUGAGGGAGAGUGCUGCAAACACUUUCACCUGGAGUGCCUGGGACUAACAUUACUCCCUGAUGGAAAGUUCAUCUGCAUGGAAUGUCAAACUGGGCAGCACCCAUGUUUUUCAUGUAAAGUGUCUGGCACAGAUGUGAAGCGUUGUUCUGUUGGUGCCUGUGGGAAAUUUUAUCAUGAAACCUGUGUCCGCAAAUUCCCCACUGCCAUCUUUGAGUCAAAAGGAUUCCGCUGUCCCCAGCACUGCUGCUCUGCCUGCUCCGUGGAGAAAGAUAUCUACAAAGCAAGUAAAGGUCGCAUGAUGAGAUGUCUAAGAUGUCCAGUAGCCUAUCACUCAGGAGAUGCUUGCAUUGCUGCCGGAAGCAUAUUUGUGUCCUCCUACAUUCUCAUCUGUAGUAAUCACUCUAAACGGAGCAGUAAUUCUUCCUCUGCUGUAAAUGUAGGCUUUUGUUUCGUUUGUGCAAGAGGGCUGAUAGUUCAGGACCAUUCAGACCCCAUGUUCAGUUCAUAUGCCUAUAAGUCCCACUACCUACUGAAUGAAUCAAAUCGUGCUGAGUUGAUGAAAUUACCUAUGAUUCCUUCUUCGUCAGCUUCCAAAAAGAAAUGUGAGAAAGGUGGAAGAUUGCUAUGCUGUGAAUCGUGCCCAGCUUCCUUCCACCCGGAGUGCCUGAGCAUAGACAUGCCAGAAGGCUGCUGGAAUUGUGAUGACUGUAAAGCUGGCAAGAAGCUACAUUACAAGCAGAUUGUUUGGGUCAAAUUGGGAAAUUACAGAUGGUGGCCAGCAGAGACCUGCAACCCCAGGUCUGUGCCACUGAACAUCCAGGGCCUUAAACAUGACUUGGGGGACUUCCCUGUGUUCUUCUUUGGUUCUCAUGACUACUAUUGGGUACACCAGGGCAGAGUGUUCCCUUAUGUUGAAGGAGACAAAAGCUUUGCUGAGGGACAGACUAGUAUUAACAAGACAUUCAAAAAAGCACUGGAAGAAGCUGCAAAACGUUUCCAGGAGUUGAAAGCACAAAGAGAAAGUAAAGAAGCACUAGAGAUUGAAAAAAAUUCAAGAAAACCCCCUCCUUACAAACACAUCAAAGCUAACAAAGUCGUAGGAAAGGUGCAGAUCCAGGUUGCUGACCUGUCAGAGAUUCCCCGCUGCAACUGCAAACCAGCCGAUGAAAACCCCUGUGGCCUGGAAUCUGAGUGCCUGAACAGAAUGCUGCAGUACGAGUGCCACCCACAGGUGUGCCCUGCCGGGGAUCGUUGCCAGAACCAGUGCUUUACCAAGAGGCUCUACCCCGAUGCAGAGAUCAUCAAAACAGAGCAAAGAGGCUGGGGCCUCAGGACCAAAAGGAGCAUUAAGAAGGGUGAAUUUGUAAAUGAGUAUGUUGGUGAAUUAAUUGAUGAAGAAGAAUGCAGAUUGCGAAUCAAACGAGCCCACGAGAACAGCGUAACUAAUUUUUAUAUGUUAACUGUUACCAAGGACCGUAUAAUUGAUGCUGGCCCAAAAGGAAAUUAUUCUCGCUUUAUGAACCACAGUUGUAAUCCAAACUGUGAGACACAAAAGUGGACAGUGAAUGGAGAUGUUCGAGUUGGACUUUUUGCUCUUUGUGAUAUUCCUGCAGGGAUGGAAUUAACAUUUAAUUAUAACUUGGACUGUCUGGGCAAUGGCAGAACAGAGUGCCACUGUGGGGCGGCUAACUGCAGCGGCUUCCUAGGAGUUCGGCCCAAGUCGGCGUGUGCAUCAACAACUGAAGAGAAGGCAAGAAACGCUAAGUUAAAGCAGAAGAGGCGAAAAAUCAAAACAGAACCAAAGCAGAUGCAUGAAGAUUACUGUUUCCAGUGUGGAGAUGGUGGAGAGCUGGUCAUGUGUGACAAAAAAGACUGUCCCAAAGCAUACCACCUCAUAUGCCUUAACCUGACUCAGCCUCCCUAUGGAAAGUGGGAAUGCCCGUGGCAUCAGUGUGAUGAAUGCAGCAGUUCAGCGGCUUCAUUCUGUGAGUUCUGUCCACAUUCAUUCUGUAAAGAUCAUGAAGAAGGAGCUCUGGUUCCCUCUGCACUGGAAGGCCGUCUCUGCUGCUCUGAACACGACCCCAUCUGUCCUGUGUCACCAGAAUACUGGAGCAAGAUCAAAUGUAAAUUGGAAUCACAAGAUCAUGGAGAAGAAGUAAAGGAGUAAAUGGGUGGUGAUUUCCUUUUCCCUUUUUUUUCCCCCUCCUUUUCUUGUUUAAAAGAAAAAAGUAGACAAUGCAGCUGACAAAGAAGAAACCGCUACAGUGCAGACAGCCUUUGCCAUCUGAACUGCCUUGUCAGAGUGAAAAUGGGAAAGCGGUUCCUGCGGGCAGACGCAGUUGGUGGGGUCUGGCCGGUUUUGUUUUGUCGGUUUGGGGAUUCUUUUGUGGAGGGUUAAAUACUCUUUGUCUUUUUCUUGCCCUUUAUCAUGUUCUUCAAUGCCUUUGCAGCUGGAAAAAGAGAUGUCUUCACAUUUAAGAGAAGAACAAAGAGAAAAGAAAAUUUUGUUGACAAGAUAAAUUUAAGGUUUAAGAUGUGUUCCUUGGGUGUAUAAAACAAAAGUAGCCAUCAUUCCUUUAUUUAUUUUCAUUUCUAGGAAUUUUGAGAAGUGUAGUUCAAAUAGUCUAAUCAGUGUGUGUGUGUGUGUGUGCGUGUGUGUGUGUUUUGUGUAGGAUUGGAGAAAGCCCUCUAGAAAAGGGUAUGAUGAUCUUUAAAUACCUCUUUACUGAGCAGUAGGCUGGCUAACUUCUUUUUCCAUUCAAAAUGUUCUUUCAUAGUCUUAGAGAAGGGUUCUAUGAAGUAUUGGAUCUGGCCUCCUGAAAACAAAAUGCCUCAGUGGGAUUUUCCUCUGUGAUCUUAGACUAGAUGGGCUUUGUAAUUUAAUAACUGUACCUGAAAAGGUAUAUAAUGUGGUUUUUAGUUGGUUUUUUGUUUCGGAGGAAAAAGGAAUGGAUGUACUCACUGGUUUUGAAAUGUUUUCCAUUAACGGUGGGUCUUUUUGAUGACAUGCAUUUACACGGGUACGAAUGUACAGCUAGAAUGGUCAUUCCUGUCUUCCUGACAUACUGAUGCAGGCAGCUAAAGGGACAUGAAAGGCACACACCAAAAGUGGGACCAGAUAAGCACCAUUUUCUGUCCAAUUUCAUGUAGACCCUGGUCUGACUUGGGGAGAAUCAUGGGCAUUUUAUUUUCUGUCUCUGCUUCCCUCUCCUAAUCAAACAUUCCUUUUGUCAAGUGACCAUUCAAUCAUGUUUCCUGGUGAAAACUACACAAAUGAAUUUGAAUAGUUCUUUUUGGCUGAAUUCCUAGUUUUGGGGGUGAAAUGGAUAGGGACAUCCCCAAGUUGUACAUAAACAAUUUCUAUGUAGUAUUAUCCAAUACUUAAAAUUGCCCCCAUUGAGUAAGGGGAAGCACUUCUACAGGGUAUAUAAGAGCCACACAAACACUUCAUCUUAGGAAGCACUUGGGGAAAAACUCCCAAGAAAGUCAGUGUUAGCCAAGAUGGUUGUCUGUGAUGCAUGAAUCUUACAGAUGCAAGUAUGUCAAGAUGUCUGCCCACAGAACUCACUUGCUUUUAAUACAUAGGAAUAUGUAUAUUCUGGUAUUCCCCAUAUGAAAUAAUUAGUUUUGUCAGACAAUGUUGUAAGACUGUACUAAGUAGAGUUCUCGGGUUAGGACGAAUGAACAUUCACUUUCUCUGUGAAUUUUGACUGCUGACAGUUGCUGGUACCUGGUAGUGUUUCUUUUCCCUCAAGUCGUACCUAGUAACCUUAAGAAGGUAGGAAGGGUAGAUGACCCUACUGUAUUCCUUCUGCUGUGCCAGUGUGUUCCUUUUUCUUAUCAAUUUAGAGCUCCUCUCUGGAAAAAAUCUGUUUUGUGCCUCUUUUUUUUUUUUUUGGUAUGUAAAUGUGCAGUUGUGCUGGAUUUUCUCUUUUAAGAAAACACUACGAUUCCUUUACUUAAGCUCCUAAACUGCCAUUUGCCUAAUUCCAGCAAUAACUCUGAGGUGACUUACUGGACCUCAAGUAAUUCUGUUGAUUAGAUAUGGUCCCAGAAGAAAGAGCAAAAUGGAAAAUGCUAUACAUGUUACCAAAUAAUAAUUGCUACAAGUAACAUGAAAUACAGCUCACCAAAACACUAAUCUUUGCUUUUGAGCGAUUAUACAGUUUGAUGUCCUUUUAAAAAAAUAAUUUAAGAAAAUGUAGCUUUUAUCCUACUACAAUUUUAUUUUAUAUAUGUAUAUGGUAAAUGUUUGCUUUUAUAAACUUACUAACUUGAAGGAUUUCCUUUCAUAUUCCAAAUGCAACUCUUGUUGAAACAGGACCCAACAUGAAAUCUUAUCUCCUUGCUUUAUUUUGGACUUAGUACUAUUUAAUAUCUGAUAAAUUUUAUAUAGUAAGCCAGGGUAUAUUCUGUAUACUGCAGAUACCUUAGGUUUAAGUAUUUUUAUGCAGCUUCUUCAUUGUGUCACAUUUUGUUUUUAUAUCUAUAACAUAGUUCUGCUGAGAUUUUUUUUUACUUUUUUGCUAUGCCAUUUUAGUAAUCCGGGUAGAAAACAAAAUAGCUAACCAUAGCUCUGCAGUCUCUGUCCGUGAGUGUUCUUUGUGAUGAUACCCGUGCCAAGGCGCUCUCCUCACACCUCCGUAGAGUCACUGUUGACCUGUUUGGAUUCUUUUGCAAUUGCACGGUAUGGAAGCAGCAGGAGAGCAAGUUGUGCUUUUUGUGUGCCUGUGUGACACCAAUGGAACGUUCCGAAAGACGUGUUGCUCCCUCGUCUUCGGAAGUUAGUACUUGUUAACUUUUAACUCUGUAUGUGGUCAGAGCAUAAGUGGUUGGUUUUUAGUCUUGUCCAAAAUGAAAUGAAUAAUUUAAAGUAACAUGGGAUAAUGGUGGGGUUUUUUUGUCUUUUUUUUAACGUCAUGUUAAUUCUGUGAAGGAAGAAGUGAAUUUAAGAUUCAGUAAUUGGAUCGGUAGCAGCUAACGAUGGAAUCCUGAGAAACUUGCACAGGGCCUUGUGCAGUGGAGGGUAGGGCGGGCCAGGCCAGAGAAGGGAGUCAGGGCGCCGCCUGCAGCUGGCUGCGAAGGGUGGGCUGGGCCUAUUCCUGCAGUGCUGAAGCAGCUGGAGGCAGGGAUUCACUUCAUUAAUAUCCAGUCAGGGCUAGAGUUAGGAAUGAAGUGAGUUUUAUUUUCGUUUUUGUUUCACCAAAUUCCCACUCUUUAUCUUAAUUCUCAAAAUUGAUCAGGACUAACUAUAGAAAGGAGCAAUAGAAAAGGAGCGCUGGUGGUGCAGUGGUUAAAGCACUCAGUUGCCAACCAAAAGGUUGGCAACCAGCCACUGCUUGGGAGAAAGAUGUGGUAGUCUGCUUCUGUAAAGAUUUACAGCCUCGG